Messenger RNA from Carcharodon carcharias (great white shark), 4724 nucleotides. RefSeq names its product nuclear receptor interacting protein 1a (gene nrip1a). Gene Ontology annotation, molecular function: transcription coregulator activity; signaling receptor binding. NCBI's taxonomy places the organism in Eukaryota, Metazoa, Chordata, Chondrichthyes, Lamniformes, Lamnidae. Gene Ontology annotation, biological process: regulation of transcription by RNA polymerase II. Gene Ontology annotation, cellular component: nucleus. The transcript is spliced from 2 exons. The coding region runs from base 864 to 4658 and encodes 1264 amino acids. The record is from RefSeq and is a predicted model, not a curated record.
ACUGCCUCAUUCUCCAUGUGGCCUGACUGAGGAAGGUUUGUGUUGGUGUGUGAGAGACAGGGAGAGAGAGGCAGUGCACCUCGUUAAGGCAAUCAUUUCCAAACCUACCAUUAAAUUUAUUAAUAAUUAUAUAUAUAUAUAUAUUUUUUUCUGGAUAAGACCUUGCUUUGACCGUUUCUCUUUUCACGUUGGAUCGCGGGCGCUAACAGAGGACACAUUACACCCGGUUACUUUGUAUUCCUGAAGCUGAGCUCGGAUACAUCGCUCGCAAAUACGGAAUCAAACCAGGCGGCAGCAGCAACAACAGCAACAGCAACAUGAUACAUUCCAUCUUUUUUUUUGUGUGUGUGUAACCAUUAAAAACUGCAGCGUUUCUUCACACGCUGACGGGAUUUCCGGAGCUGUUGUGUGUGUCUGUGUAAGAGGGGGAAAUCAGGUGCAGCUUGUCCAUUCCAAGGAGAACAGUUGUUGAGAAAAGCGGAAGAGCUUUGACCCACCAGGGAUCCCAGAUGUUCCAGGAAGGUCCACAGAUAGGAAUUCCGUUCCUCUCCAGCUUUUGGCGCUUGGCUUGUCAAUGUUUGGGCUACGUUGGGGAUGAAGCAAUGGGUUCUCACAUCCUCUAAUUACUUAAACGUGGAGCGAAAGCAGCAAAUUCUACUCGGAGUCGGAGGUUGGACUCUUACCCGCAACUUAACCUGGGAAUGGCCCUACAGAAUCCCACCUCUCCACCACGUUCGAGUGCAUUGUUAGUGGAAAUGGAUCCGGAAUAUAACCCAUCUUGCGAAUAACUGGACACGUCAUUCUGGAACAAGAUUCUUCUUGUUUGCAUCUUACCUUUUUUUGUGUUUUUUUUUUGUUUGAACAUGACCCAUGGAGAGGAGCUUUGCUCUGAGAUGCACCAGGAUUCAGUCGUGUUAACUUACCUCGAGAGUGUAUUAAUGCAUCAGGCGUCAGGGGGCAACAUGGGCACCCCAUCCACCAAGGGCACCUCUGACGAGGAAGGCGCUGCUUGCAAGACCUCCACCAGUCGGAGCAGCAGAGGAGGAGGGGGGGAAGGCUUUGUUGCCUCCCCCUCCCUCGAGCCCGCCGUCUCCUCCCAGCAGAGGACUUCGAAAGCCACCUCCGCACUGAACGUGAAGAAGGCCAGGCUACUGCAGGCUGAGGCCUGGGAUGGAGCCAAGAGGAGAAGGGUUUGUGGACAUGGGCUGGAGGCCAACAAUCAGGAGGGCAGUCUGCCCACUGCCAGACCUGGCAUGCUUGGCAAAGCACAGCAGCAGCAGCAGCAGCAGCAGCAGCAACAACAUAGCACGUUACUUGCCUCCUUGCUGCAGUCAUUCAGCACUCGAUUGCAGAACGUGGCACUGUCGCAGCAAAGCACUGCCCCCAGGCCUGGCCAGCUGCAAUCUCCGGGCACUCGCACCCCCUCACCGGAGGAAGAUCUGAGGAGCUACGGGCUGGUAUCCAGCCACCUAAGAGCCCUGCUGAAAAACAGGGAGCACAGUCGGACCAACCACCUUCCCAAGGAGAACGAGGGCCUUUACCAGAGUCCCGUUGACCAUCAAAGACUUUCCAGCUCCCCAGCCGACGGGCGGUCAGCAGGUGGACCCAUUUCCUGCUCUGCCCGGCUGAGAGCUGUGGCCAGCAUGGUGGAGAACGGAACCCGGCCCACCGGCUCGCCCAAACCCAGCGUAGCUUGCAGCCAGCUGGCCUUGCUGUUGUCCAGCGACACGCAGUUGCAGCAAUACACCCGCGAGCACUCGCUGGGAGCCCGAGCUGUGCCAUCCUCAGCCAGCGAGAGGCUGGCUGCUAUCGCCAGCCAGAAGGUGGCCGUGCCCUCUCAGCCUGACCCAGCCCAGGAGCGCCCGCCAAAGGACAGGUAUCACCAUGCCACGUCCAACGGCACCUCCACGGCGUCGGUGUGCAAGAGCCAGCCGGACAUCUCGGACCGAUCGGGGAGGCUUGCGGAUCACGCCAAGAGCCCCUCUAGCUCCAGUGAGAAGAGCGGCAGGGAACGGAAUCGAUCGUCCAUGUCCCCAAACAGCAGCAGCCUCCUUAUGCACCUUCUCAACGCCAACAGUGCCCCCAAGCCUUCGUCCAACAAUGGCACCGAGCCUGCCAAUGGCCACCGUUGGGUCGGAUCUGAGAGGAGAAACUUCCCUGGCUUCGAUUACCCCAGUCGUGUGCCGGCGUGGGAUAAGCCGUUGAAGCAGGAAGCCAGCUCCUUGGAGGAGGCCUACAGCAGUGACGAAAGCUCCCGCUCUAGUUGUACGCCCAUGGAUCUAUCAACCAAGCCCAGGAUAUGUGAGCCCAUCUCACUCCAGUCACGGAGCUUGGAGCAAAUGACUGAGUCUCUUCUUUUCAGCUGGAACCCCAAAACCCCGGGGGUCAGGAGCCCUGAGGCAAAGGAGGAUCGGAAUGGUCCUGAGUCAAAAAGCCAUCAAAAGGUCACUCUCCUUCAACUGCUUCUCGGCCACCAGAAUGGAGCGAAAGGGAACCAGACGCCUGAGCCACAAGCCCCUGAUCUCAAGAUCGAGAGCCCCAACUGUGUGGUGACACAUGCUGAGCCCCCGAUGGCCAGCUCAGUACUCAGCCGGCGAGUCAGGAGCCUGGAAACCUUUCCAUCUUCAUCAUCCUCUUCCUCCUCCUCCUCAUCCUCCUCGUUGUCUUCAUCCCUGCAAGGGGCAGAGAGAACCUCGGCGGUAAAGAUCACCCACAGCCCGCCAACCUCAGCCAGCCGGCAAGCCCAACUCUCGCCCCUCUGCCACGCCAAUGACGGUGCACAACGUAUCUUUGCCCGCCGGGGGAAGUCCUCAAGCGACAGGGAGCCCUUGAAGAACCAUCAACAUCUCCCGAAGCAGCUGACCCCGGCGGAAUCGACCAAGAGCCACCACUACCUGGAGCCGCUGCUCUCCUCUGAAUCGGCCAAAGCUCACCAAUUUCCCAAACAGUUACUCUCCAUGGAGCUGGCAAAGAAUAAUCAGUAUGUCUCAAUGCAGUCGCUCGCCACUGAGAGCAGGCUUUCCAAUUUUUCUUUCAGUGCCAGCAAGUUAUUGCAGGACCUCGCUCACACCGGCUUCCACAAGUCUCCAGAAGCUUCCCCAGCAGAGACUGAGAAUAAGAAUGUCGUCCUGGGCUCGAUGGAGGCCAGGGUAGGUGAGAGCUCUGGUGGCCUCCUGUUCAAUAGGUCAGCCGAAUCCGUCUCCUUCCAGCAGUCAGUAUUGCUCGAGUCCAGUGGCGGGCAGGCUAGACGCCCUCCCCAGGCAGGCCCAACAUCCAACGCAGAUCUCGAAAACCUGCUUGAAAGACGCAGUGUCCUUCAGCUGCUCCUGAGGACCCCAGAGAAGGACAAGGUCCCAGUGGGGAACUUGCAUGGAAGACCAGGCGACCAACAGACCUUGGCAGGCACACAGCCGACAGAGGCCCAGUGCAAUGGGCAAGCCACCAACACAGAACCUCUAUCCAUGGUCAAAGUCAAGACUGAGCCUGUUGAGGAAGAGGCUGGUUUCUCCUCAAACACAGGAAUAUUGGAUAAAAGUGCCAAUUUCCAGCCUCCAGUGCCAAGCAAGGCUGAACACAAACAUCCAGCCUUCCCCUUGGACAACAUGAAGCAAGAAGUGGCUUCCCCUCCUCUAUCCUCAGCUCUUGUUCAGUCCCUUUCCCCUCAGAAAGGAGGUGUUCUGAGCCAACUUCUGCAACGGGACAACAACGCGACCUUGGGUGGUUACAUCUUCAGUCAGCAUCCAAGCGCUGGCAGCCUCCUUGAGGCGCCAACGCCCACCUCCGGCUCCAACAGCCCCUGCAACAUUCCCAAGAAGAGGAAGAUUCUCUCCGCCUCCCCCACUGAACAGGAUGACUUGCAGAAGACGCUUGACCAGAGCGAGGUCCUGACCAACCACGCCAUCUGUUCCAGAGAGGCUACAAACGGACUUCCUGGCCCUCAAACCAGUGGCAGGCUGUUGGAUUUCCGGCCUGGCAAUGGGUUGGAGUUUGAAUCCCGCAGUAACAUAAAGGACACCCAAGGCUUUAAUGUCCUAAAACAGCUUCUCCUCUCGGAGAAUGGCAUCAAAGUCUUAUCCCAGCACCGGACAAUUCAAAACGGUGGCUCAGCCAGUGAGAGGGGGUCUCCCUGUGACCGGAAGCUGGAAGAUUGUCAUUCUACUCGCUUUUACAGUAAGCGUGACCCGGACGGGAGCGGAAAGGAGACCACGAGAGGCUUUGAGCCCGCCAGGUACCUCAACACCUUGCCCCCCAGCUCACCUGCGGAAAACUCAGCCGCCGCCCGGGCAGCAUUGGACUCGGAGCGCCCGGCGCCCUACCGAGGGCUGCAGGCGGACUCUCCCUGGUUGACCAAGACCAACCCCAUCCUCUAUUACAUGCUGCAGAGGAGUGGAGGUGGGGCGGAGGGCCAGACGCUUGGCCUCGGCGCCUCGAGGGGGGGCAGAGCAGGGGAAGGGGACGGCGCCAGGAGAGAGAGGAGGACGCCACGGCAGCGCUACGAGCACCCUGGCGGGGUCUCGCCCGAGCGCAGGGUGAAGGAAGAGCCCGGUGACUCUGUGGGCUGUUUCCGAAGUCGCAGUGCUCUGCCGCCGCCGGACCUGAGCGAAAGCACACGCGGGAUCCUGGAGAAAGUGGUGGCGAUAAAGCGGGAGCCCGAUUGAGAGGAAGUGAGAAAUGGAGGGAAUGAAAGAAAGCAAGAGGACAAUCUUGUCCAUUAGACCAGGUCU